AUGCAGCUCACCUCCACUUUUGUUUUCCUUGCCGUCCUCGCUUCCGGUGGUAGCCGUGUCUUCUCGCUCCCCAUGGGUGCCGAUGUUACCGAUCUCGAUGCUCGUGAUGUCGAGUUUGAUCUUGAAGCUCGGGAUUAUGAUGCUGACUUCGAAGUUCGCGAUUUCAAUGAUGACUUUGAGGCCCGUGAUUAUGCGGACUUUGAGGUCGAGGCUCGUGACUUUGAGGAGGACAUUGAGGCCCGUGCCGUUGACUCUACUGUCAAGGCACCUUCGAACUCCACCACUGUUGCCUCUCCCGCCCAGAAGCCAUUGUCAGGGUCUUUGACCACCGGCUCUAAAGUCGAUUUGGCCGCUACGAAGUCCACCACUGCCAACAGCACCUCCACUUCCGUCACCCCCUCGCAGUCAUCGAAACCCUUGACCAAGAAGGAGAAGAAAGCCCGCGCUAAGGCUCUUCGCAAGAAGAAGAAGGCUGCCAAGAAAGCCGCUCUUGCCAAGAAGAAAGCUGCCCGCCGAAAGGCGAAGGCCCUCCGCAAGGCCAAGCUCGCCGCUCUGCGCAAGAAGAAGCAUUCCAAGAAGCUCUCGCCCCUAGCGAAACUCAAGAAGUCCAUCGCAGCCAAGAAGGCGGCGGCGAAGGCUAAGAAGUCAUCGGAGAAGAGCUUGAAGGCCGCGACCAACUCAACGUCGACGGCAAAGCCCAAGAAGCUCUCUCCUCUGGCUAAACUCAAGAAGUCCAUCACCGACAAGAAGGCCAAGAAGGCAGCGGAGAAGAAGGCGAAGACUGACAAGGUCACGGAUGCGAAGAGCCUGAAGGUGUCCAAGACCGAGGCAUCCAAGACUUCUGCUGACAAGACCGUGGAGUCGUCGCUUCCCUCGACCAGCGAGAAGCCCCUCCACAAGCACCAUCACUACAGGACCAAGGCUGAGCGCAAUGCUGCCCGUAAAGCCGCCAGGAAAGCGCGCAAGGCCAAGUUGGCUAAGUUGGCGGAGGAGGAUGACUACCCUUCGUACUCUCACAAGUCCUUGAGGAAGUCUCACUACGUUGACGCCCCCGCUUCCUCUCCCUCGACUACUGCCGUCUCUCGUCUUUAAGUGAGCAAGUAGACAAAAGUAGACAUGAUUUUUUAUAUUAGGGUUUAGAAUCGUAUCAUGGUUUGGAAGU
Molecule: messenger RNA, 1162 nt
Organism: Laccaria bicolor S238N-H82
Lineage: Eukaryota; Fungi; Basidiomycota; Agaricomycetes; Agaricales; Hydnangiaceae
Exons: 4
Coding region: 1-1092 (363 amino acids)
Source: RefSeq, a predicted model, not a curated record